AUGACCACAGCAGUUUUAUUUGUACAAAACACCAGUGUUAGUAGCAUAGCGUCUUUUAAUGAUAAAAUAUCUAAUGAAAUACCCAAGAUUCUUGAUCCUUGGUCGUUCGAGUUGAAAAUAUAUCGUACAAAUGCCAUUGUGGGUAAGCUUCUAGCGGGAAUGAAUCAACAAAAUACCACACAGGCCAAAGAAUUGAUCAGCAGAGUAAUGUACACUUUGAAUCUUUCAUACACCCCAAAACAAACAAUAUCAAUAGUCAAUAACGAAGUAACCAUUUUCAAUACUGAUAGACUGAAAGGCGACGAGCUUUUAGAUCAUGGCUGCUCCACAGGGUUUUAUGAUCCGAUAGAUUCGAUAAUCCAGAACAAGUUGAAUGCUUUAUGGCAACCGCUUCAAGGUUUGAAAGGGGAAGGUGGUAACUCUUAUGAAGUAACAUUGGAUGAGGAAGAUGUGUUCAUUAUCAGAACCGCCAAUUGUUUUUUGCACGGUGGAUUCAAAGGAUUUCUUGUGGAAAUGACAUAUGAGAAAGGAGGCGAAGAUGGAGAGGAGAAAAUCAAAUCAUUGAUCAAAAAGUUAAAUUUUCCAAAUGGAAAGUUAAGCUUUGACAAAUUGGGAGAUGGCAAAGAAAAUAAAUUCUUUGGAGAUUUGGCAUUCCAAUAUACUCAGGCAUUACAGAUUUGA
Messenger RNA from Saccharomycopsis crataegensis, 681 nucleotides. It is a transcript of the gene SRB2, whose product is annotated as Srb2p. The record is from RefSeq and is a predicted model, not a curated record. Gene Ontology annotation, molecular function: transcription coregulator activity. The transcript is spliced from 2 exons. Gene Ontology annotation, biological process: regulation of transcription by RNA polymerase II. Gene Ontology annotation, cellular component: mediator complex. The coding region runs from base 1 to 681 and encodes 226 amino acids. NCBI's taxonomy places the organism in Eukaryota, Fungi, Ascomycota, Saccharomycetes, Ascoideales, Saccharomycopsidaceae.